CUGAAGCACCGCAAAAAAAGGCCUCAAUACGAACAAGCAGAAGAAUUCUUUGCAUCUGAUCCCAUUAAAAUUAAUGGGCCACCCCCACGUAAUUCAAAUAUCCGAGAACGACAAACAGUGGAAGAUUUAGAGGAAAUGAUGGCUAAUAAUGAGCCAGUACUGAAAACAAAUGCAGAAAGAACUCGAGAUGACGUGCACUUCUAA
Molecule: messenger RNA, 204 nt
Organism: Thelazia callipaeda (thelaziosis nematode)
Lineage: Eukaryota; Metazoa; Nematoda; Chromadorea; Rhabditida; Thelaziidae
Source: the annotation of a GenBank genome assembly